This is a messenger RNA of Chenopodium quinoa (quinoa), 1235 nucleotides long. Its product is annotated as expansin-A20-like. The transcript has 3 exons. The coding region runs from base 309 to 1097 and encodes 262 amino acids. Lineage: Eukaryota; Viridiplantae; Streptophyta; Magnoliopsida; Caryophyllales; Amaranthaceae. Gene Ontology annotation, biological process: plant-type cell wall organization. The record is from RefSeq and is a predicted model, not a curated record. Gene Ontology annotation, cellular component: extracellular region.
CUUCCUUUUUAUUUUUUUUUUUGUUUGUGUAUAAAACCCCUCAAAAAACCCCAAAUUGUUUCUCCGGAUUCCUACUUAAUUUAAAGACUUUUAGCUUACCUUGUGUCUGCCACCUCCAGAAAAGCUGCUACUUCUGAAAUGUACACUACAUGAAGUAGUAAUUAAUCAAGCUUUAAACCCAGAAAAAUCCCCCUUUUUUGACUCAUUUUCCUCAAAUUUGAGAAACCCUCUUUCCCUCUCAAAGAUCUCUCAUUAAUCCCUAAGAAAGAAAGGAAAAGAAACUAACUUUUUGUUUUUUCUCUUCAAAAAUGAGCACAACCCUUCAAUCUGCAUUUUUCUGCUUAAUUUUACUGCAAUCCACCAUUUUUACUGCUUUAAGUUAUGAUGAUUUUGAGCCCCCAGAUGAUGAAUGGGAAUCUGCUACUGCUACUUACAUCAAAGAAGCAAAUGGGUCUAUUAUUGUUGAAGGGGCAUGUGGGUAUGGUGACCUUCACAAGGCAACAUAUGGAAGAUAUGGGACAGGACUAAGCACAAUAUUGUUCAACAGAGGGAGUAGUUGUGGAGCUUGUUUUGAGGUCAGAUGUAUUGAUCAUAUUAAAUGGUGUCUGCCUGGGAGUCCUGCAGUUGUCGUAACCGUCACCGAUUUCUGUGCUCCAAACUAUGGUCUAGCUUCUGAUUAUGGUGGCUGGUGUAAUUUUCCUCGCCAGCAUUUUGAAAUGUCUGAAGAUGCAUUUACUGAAAUUGCUGUCAAGUCUGCUGAUUUAAUUCCAAUUCAGUACAGGAGGGUGGAGUGUGAAAGAGACGGUGGGAUGAAAUUUACAGUGACUGGAAACGCCAACCUUUACCAAGUUCUUAUCACGAAUGUGGGACUAGAUGGUGAAGUAACAGGAGUGAAAAUCAAAGGCUCGAGAACAGGAUGGAUACCGAUGGCAAGAAACUGGGGACAACUUUGGCAAUGUAAUAUCGAUCUUAAAGGGCAAUCACUCUCAUUUGAGGUAACUACCAGCAGUGGGAAAUCAGUGACUUCCUAUAAUGUGGCUCCUAGAAACUGGCAGUUUGAUCAGACAUUUGAAGGCAAACAAAUUUACAAUUAUUAGCAAAAAAAAAUGAAGGAAUUUGAAACUAUUGGUGGCAUUUUUAGUUUACUGGCUUCAAAGAGGCCUAGAAUUUGUAAACUACUAGUAUUAAGGAACAUAUAGUAAUUAAAUGAAAAGCUAUGAACUUCUGCUACACAA